Molecule: messenger RNA, 2400 nt
Organism: Penicillium oxalicum
Lineage: Eukaryota; Fungi; Ascomycota; Eurotiomycetes; Eurotiales; Aspergillaceae
Product: phosphoenolpyruvate synthase
Exons: 1
Coding region: 1-2400 (799 amino acids)
Biological process (GO): pyruvate metabolic process; phosphorylation
Molecular function (GO): pyruvate, water dikinase activity; ATP binding
Source: RefSeq, a predicted model, not a curated record
AUGCAGAGCAACAACCUCGUCGUCGACUACCAGGACAUCCACCGCGACGGCGUUGCCUUGGUCGGCGGCAAAAACGCCUCGCUGGGCGAGAUGAUUAGCACACUCACCCCACGAGGAAUCCCCGUGCCCCCUGGGUUCGCCGUCACCUCGCACGCGUACUGGGAGUUUGUGCAGAUGAACGGGAUCCGCGAGAACAUCGCGCGGCUGAUCGCCGUUUGGCAGAGCGGACAAGCGACACUGGCAGAGACGGGCGAGACGAUCCGCAAGCACUUCCUGCUGGGGUCGUGGCCCGUUGACAUUGAGGACGCAAUCCGCGGCGGGUACCGCAAACUCGCGAUGAAAGCUGGGGUGGAUAACGUGCGUGUAGCGGUGCGGUCGAGUGCAACGGCCGAGGACCUGCCCGAUGCCAGCUUUGCGGGACAGCUGGACUCGUUUCUGAAUGUCGAGGGGGAGGAGGCGGUGCUGCGUGCGUGCCGGUGGUGCUAUGCGUCGUUGUUCACGGAUCGGGCGAUCAGCUAUCGGCAAGCGAUGGGCUUCGACCAUGAGAAGAUUGCGCUGUCCGUGGGAGUGCAGCGCAUGGUGCGUUCGGACGCCAGCGGAUCGGGGGUGAUGUUCUCGAUCGACACAGAGAGCGGAUUCGACAAGGUGGUCAUCAUCAAUGCCGCAUGGGGGCUUGGCGAGAACGUCGUGCAAGGGACAGUGAAUCCGGAUGAGUAUCAGGUGUUCAAGCCGUUGCUCGAGGACGAGAAGCUGGUCCCCAUCAUUGACAAGAAGUGCGGUGACAAAGCGAUGAAGAUGGUCUUAGCAGGUCCAGUCUCACACCAUCAUCAACCCACCACGCGCAACGUGCCGACUGCGCAGGCCGAGCGCGAUGCGUUUGUUCUGAGUGAUAGCGAUAUCUUGCAGCUGGCGCGCUGGGCGUGCACAAUUGAGCGACACUAUGGCUGUCCUAUGGACAUGGAAUGGGCCAAGGACGGGCUGACCGACGAGCUCUUCAUUGUACAGGCCCGGCCUGAGACCGUUCACUCGCGCAAAGACGCCAUGUUGAAGACCUACAAACUCGGCAAGAAAGGCCACGAGCUGACCAAGGGCCUCUCCAUCGGAACAGCCGCCGUGGCGGGUAGGCUCUGCCUACUUGAAGACGCCAAGGAUAUCGGCCAGUUCGUCGAUGGGUCUAUCCUAGUGACCAAGACGACUGAUCCCGACUGGGUGCCGAUCAUGAAGCGCGCCGCGGCUAUUGUCACCGACCACGGUGGGCGAACCUCGCAUGCAGCGAUUAUCAGCCGCGAGCUUGGCCUUCCUGCAGUGGUGGGCACCGGCAACGCGACCUACGUCCUGCAUACGGGGCUGGACGUGACGAUCUCAUGCGCCGAAGGUGAUGAUGGGUUUGUCUACGAGGGCUGCUCGCCCAUCGAAACGGAGACGAUUGACCUCACCAACCUACCAGAGUCACCAACGCAGGUGAUGCUGAAUCUCGCCAACCCGUCCGCUGCCUAUCGGUGGUGGCGCCUACCUGCCGACGGGAUCGGCCUAGCCCGGAUGGAAUUUGUCGUGACGAACACGAUCCAGGUGCACCCAAUGGCCCUCGUACACUUUGACAAACUGAAGGAUGCAGACGCUCAGCGGCAGAUUGCACGCCUGACAGCUAAAUACACGGACAAGCCCGCCUACUUUGUCGAUAAGCUGGCGCACGGGUUUGCAGCGCUAUGCGCCGCCACGUAUCCGCGGCCGGCUGUCCUACGACUCAGUGACUUUAAGACAAACGAGUACGCCGGCCUGAUUGGGGGCCGUGAGUUUGAGCCGCAGGAGGAGAAUCCUAUGCUGGGCUUCCGUGGCGCAUCGCGCUACUAUUCCCCGCGCUAUAAGGAGGCCUUUAGGCUCGAGUGCCGCGCGAUCAAGUACCUCCGCGAGACAAUCGGAUUUACUAACGCGAUCGUGAUGAUCCCCUUCUGCCGUACAGUCAGUGAGGCACAGCGGGUACUACAGACGAUGGCCGAGAAUGGGCUUGUGCGCGGUGAAAAUAAGCUACAGAUCUACAUGAUGUGUGAGAUCCCGUCAAACGUGAUUCUAGCCGCGGACUUCACAGAGUACUUUGAUGGGUUCUCGAUCGGGUCGAAUGACCUAACGCAGUUGACGCUGGGCGUGGACCGGGACUCGGAGGAAUUGGCAGAUCUGUUUAGCGAGCAGGACAAGGCUGUCGAGUGGAUGAUUGCAGAAGUGAUCUCUGUCUGUCGCAAGAAAGGGUGCAAAGUCGGGAUCUGUGGGCAGGCACCUAGUGACCACCCCGAGUUUGCACAGUUUCUGGCAAGGCUGCAAAUUGAUUCCAUCUCGGUCAGCCCGGAUAGUUUUGUUGCAGUCAAGAGGAACGUCGGUUUGCAAUACGCGAAGAAGCCUGUUUAA